AUGGCUAAGGAGAAAAGAACAAAGCCAUGUUCAAACUGUAAGAAAUCUAAAGUGAAAUGUAUAUAUUCCAAAACAUUACCUUGUGAACGAUGUGUAAAAAGUGGGCAAGCCGCUAAUUGUCAAUUUGUUCCCAAGCUUCCAUCAUUAAAACUACCACAAAUUACUCCGCUGAACAAUACUGUCCGUGGAAAGAAUGACAGUGAAAUAACGUUACCACCCUUGAAUCCGAUAGCGAAUGUACAAACGAAUCAAGUCAAUAGAAUGCAAACGUAUAUGGUUCAUUCAGUACCGCAACAAGGUGUGCCAGUAGUACCGGGUCCUACAGGCGGUGUGGCGCCACUAGAUAACGAAUCACAAUGGAAACAACUGAUAGAAAAUAGAAUUAGUGUUUUUGAUAAUAAGUUGAAUGAUCUAGUGGAUAUUUUGAAGACAAACCAGAAAGUUCUUCUCGAACAACAGAUGGCAUAUCAGAAACAAAUACCUCACCAGCAAACCCCACCCCAACAGAGUGCUUUACAGAAUGGUGAGUACAACUAUAAUUCAUUACCUGCAUCUAUGUCUAAUUCUCCUAGGAAUUCCCAUAAAACAAUAGACGAACCUUUGCAUUACAAUAACUAUCGAGAUUAUCGAGGAGACGAUGAGCAUGAUAGGAGAAGGCGAUAUAUUGGUGAUGAACCUAGUAAGCUUGACUCUCGUAAAAGGCAUAAGGGGAAUGAAAGGAUUGGUAAAGAAAAUCAAAGUAGACCAGAAGAUUUCCGGGACGGAUUCUUGAAUAUUCACCAAGCAAGAGAACUUUUCAGCUUUUUUGAUACCCAUAUAUCGCCUCAGUUGUUUGGGUUUGAAAUUUCUAAGUUUGCAGUUGAUGCUAUUUGGGAAUCAUCGCCUAUAUUGAUAUGUGCGAUUUGUACGAUCGCCUCUAUGCAUCAUCCAAACGAGGAAUUAUCUGGUAAGCUGAAAGAAUUACAUGGGUACUUGCACGUAUUGUGUGGGAAAUUAUUAUACCAAGGAAAACCCAAGAAUGAAGUUGAUGGCUUUAACACUAUAGUAGCAUUAAUACUCUGCAGCUUCUGGCUCUCUGAUUCUCAAAUGUUUACAGGAUUGGCAUUACAAUUAGCUAAAGAAAUUGGGUUAGAUUCCCCUGUACCCAACCAUGAAUUGAAAGGUUCACUCAAUGAAAAAGAUAGAAUUAAAUUAUGGUAUUUGUUAUAUGUCUUGGAUGGACAACAAAGCUUGACAUUUAAUAGACAGCCAUUAGUUAAUUCUCAAGAGUAUUCACUCAAACAUAGUAGAUCUAUAUUAUUACAAGAGAGAAACUUAGCCUUACUGUCAUCAGUAUCUCAAAUUGAAGAUAAAAAUGAGAGCUCGGUAGUUCAAAAGCAAAAAGAAACAAAGAUGAUCCCAGAUGAUGCCUAUAUUCAAGAAGCAGCGCAUAGGCAAAGAUUUACUGAUAUGCGUUUAGUCUCUCAAGUCGAAUAUAACCAAGCUUUAAACGAAGCUUUUCAAGGUAAUGCAUGGGAAUUAUUGGCACCUUCGGCCUUAGGUAUUCCCUCUAAAUCAAAUUUAGAGUUAGACAAAUGGAUGGUUUCUUGGACGGUUUUGCUAUCACCUGUUAGUAAUGGUUCUGUUUGGUCAUCUAAAUCAACUUUGAUUUACUAUAACUUUGCAAAGAUGUACAUAAAUUCUUCCGCAGUUAGGCAACUUCAAGUGGAUACAGCAGAUGAAAGAAGCAUGUUCCCUAAAUGGAACCUGUCAAUAAAACCCCAAGCUCCAAAACAAAAAAGGAUCGUUAGUAAUGAUGUAGAUUCAGAAGAUGAUUCCGAUGAUGAGGAGUUUAUCUCAAACAGAGAUCACAUAUCUGAUGAUGAGACAAUCGUGAGUGCUAGCAUUGCCAUCAAUGCUGCCCAAACAGUCUUGAAUUUAGUUCUCAACGACAAUGAUAUUCUAAAUAACUUGAAGUAUGUUCCUGUCCAUAUUCACAUUAUGUUGUACUACGCCGCAUUGUUAUUAGUUAAUCCUCCACUAGAAGCUGACCGUGAUACCGUCGAUUCUAAACUGGAAGAUUAUUUUAAUAAAGUAAUAUCCAACUUGGGUGUCGUUAAAAAUUUACAUAAAAAGAUCUACACCAACUUGCCUACAGACAAAAUAUUUGGAAAUAGGUUGAUGAGAAGUUUAAGUGAGAUUGUUGAAGAAAAUGCCUCCAAAAUUAGAAAUGAGCUUAAUACUACUAAUGAUAUUAGUGAAAAUAUUAAGGAUGUAUUCAGAAAAAAAUUGAGAGCUAUUGAAGAUCUGGAAAUUUCCAGUAGCAUUGUUGAAUUAAUAGAGAGUGAAUAUGGUUCAAAUAGUAGUGGAAGUGCAACACCAGGUCCUGAAAGGAUCUUUGCGUGGCCUGGUUCAAAUCAUGGUCAUCCUUAA
Debaryomyces fabryi is the source of this 2412-nucleotide messenger RNA. RefSeq names its product Zcf30p (gene ZCF30). Gene Ontology annotation, molecular function: DNA binding; zinc ion binding; DNA-binding transcription factor activity, RNA polymerase II-specific. NCBI's taxonomy places the organism in Eukaryota, Fungi, Ascomycota, Pichiomycetes, Serinales, Debaryomycetaceae. The coding region runs from base 1 to 2412 and encodes 803 amino acids. The transcript has a single exon. The record is from RefSeq and is a predicted model, not a curated record. Gene Ontology annotation, biological process: regulation of DNA-templated transcription; DNA-templated transcription.